This is a messenger RNA of Daucus carota subsp. sativus, 1975 nucleotides long. Its product is annotated as pentatricopeptide repeat-containing protein At1g02370, mitochondrial. The record is from RefSeq and is a predicted model, not a curated record. Gene Ontology annotation, cellular component: mitochondrion. NCBI's taxonomy places the organism in Eukaryota, Viridiplantae, Streptophyta, Magnoliopsida, Apiales, Apiaceae. The coding region runs from base 119 to 1543 and encodes 474 amino acids. The transcript is spliced from 2 exons. Gene Ontology annotation, molecular function: protein binding.
AGGAUCCAACUUGAAAAAAGCCGAGGGUAAAAGGAACCCUAACGUUUACUAAAGCGCACCGUUUCAAUCAAUCCCCACAACUUAUUAGUUCUAAAACCCUAACAGCUUAAACCCAAAAAUGAGGAGCAUUACAAGCCAAUCAACAAUGUUGUUGAGAUCAAAGACAUACACAACUACUAAUUUCUGCACAAAAGCACUUACUUCGGAGACUGGUACGAAGAAAGAUAAAGUGGAAACGCUGUAUAAAAGAUUAAGUGCAUUUAGAGAGGAAAGUGAUGGUAAUAUUACAGACACACUUGAUAAUUGGGUCAAACAAGGACACUUUGUCAAGAGGUUUGAUAUUGUUGGUUAUGUUAAUCUGCUUCGCAAGUUUAAGAAGUAUCAACAAGCUAAUCAGGUAUAUGAAUGGUUAGAAAAGACUAACAAUAAAAUGAACAAUGCUGAUCGUGCCAUACGCAUUGAUCUUCUUGCCAAGACUGAGGGACUAGAAUCAGCAGAGAAAUACUUUGAUAAUCUCCAAGGAUCUGCAAAGACCAAGAAAACGUAUGGGGCGCUUCUUAAUUGUUACUGCAAGGAAAAAAAUUUGGAAAAGGCUUAUAAUCUCUUCGAGAAGAUGAAGGACCUUCAUCUUUCUUCUACUUUAAAUUAUAACAAUAUGAUGUCCCUCUACUUGAACGUUGACAAGCCUGAACAAUUACCUCUACUAGCCGAAGAAAUGGAGGGGAAGAACAUCAUCUUUGAUUUGUAUACCUACAACCAAUUAAUGAAUAGCUAUGCGUCUCUGAAGAAUCUAGAUGCAGUAGAAGGUGUAAUAGAGAAGAUGAAUAAGAAUAAGAUAAGGUGUGAUUGGUUUACUCUUGGAAAUCUAGCAAAAAUUUAUACAGAUUCAGGUUUGUUUCAGAAGGCCGAUGCUACUCUGUCUAAGAUGGAGAAACUUGAAAAUCUGCGCGAUCGUGGGGCAUUUCACAUUCUAAUUACUUUGUAUGCACAAACAUCUAACUUAGCCGGGGUUAAUCGAUCAUGGGAUUCUCUGAAGUUGGUUUAUGAAAAACCCAGUAACGCUAGCUAUCUUGUUCUACUUUUAGCUCUGUCUAAAUUAGGGGAGGUGGAUUCCCUUGAAAAGAAUUACAGAGAGUGGGAAUCAGAUCACUCAAACUAUGAUGUCAGGGUCUCAAACGUUAUCCUAGAAUCAUACCUUAAGCGUGACAUGAUUGAGGAUGCCCAGCAAAUUUUAGAAAAUAUAGUGCGAAAUGGGGCGGAGCCCAAUACAAGGACUUUCGAAUCAUUAACAACCUAUCACAUCAAGAAGCGGGAUAUUGAUAUGGCUCUGAAGUAUCUGGAGAUGGGUGCAUCUAAAGCAAAUUUCAUGAAACACAAGAUGUUUCCAAAUGAUGAAACAGUUAGAAUGUUUCUGCAACACUUUGAGGAGGAAAAUGAUGUGGACAAUGCAAAGAAAUUUUGUACCUGCAUGAAGAUGAUUGAUCGUCUAGACCCCGCUAUCUAUGAUUCCCUGAUCUGCAUGGAUGUUUCUGCAGUAAAGUAAAACAUUAUAUAUCUUGAAAGUAACUGAAGACAGCAGUUUCAUGAAAAGCCCAGAUCAACAAAAGCUCAAUGCUAGUACUUUAAACUGGGAAUUUGGCUGGUAACUGUCACAAUUUGUUGUUACUUAAUACUAUAUGAGAAGAAAUGACCGACAUUCUUCAGCUAUAGUCUAGACGAAGCAGGAAUGAACAGCCAUACUUAUUUUGCAAGAACGUUUAUCUGUUUGAAGUGCAUUCUGGCAGUUGCCAUCCCCUUUUUAGGUCAAAGGAAGCAAUGAGUUUAGCUCGUUCUUACCUCUCUUUUUCUCAUUUCUCUUUUGAAGAAUCAAGCAUCAAGUCAGGUUUAUUUGCUAGGUAAAAUAUGCUUUCUCCCUGGAGAACAUUAUUAUGGAAAAUAAUUUGCUGCUUCUUUUAUCAUUCUUUUUGGUAACUAA